Molecule: messenger RNA, 1464 nt
Organism: Funneliformis geosporum
Lineage: Eukaryota; Fungi; Glomeromycota; Glomeromycetes; Glomerales; Glomeraceae
Source: the annotation of a GenBank genome assembly
AUGGAUUACUUGAAAAACCUCACGAAAAAAUUGGAUAUCAACGGAAAGAAUGACAAAUCUGUCGUCAGUUAUAGCACGACUAUAAUUACAAAACGUCUCGAAAAUGGUGUGCCAGUCGAAGUAAUAACUAAAAUUUACGAAUCCAAUUCACCGAUUGAAGUAAAACUUCCUGAUGGAAUGAUUGAAAUCGAAAAACCAGCAGAAACACCCAAACCAAAAGAAGUAGAUCCAGAUGAACCCAAAAUGGAUGAUAGCAUUGUAGGUCUUAAAGAUUACGAUUUUUCCAAAGUCGAUGCUUAUGCCAGAAAAACUCCGAAAGCCGAAGCAGAGAACACUACACGGUUAUCAAAAUACCUUGCUAAACCUUGGAAUAAUGAAUUGGAUAAAUUGCGUUGCGUCUUUACUUGGAUCACCGAAAACAUACAGUAUGACACUGACUCGUAUUUUGGAGGCAAUUCCCAACAGUGUGGUCCUGAAGACGUUUUGAAAUCGCGUAAAGCGGUAUGUGAAGGAUAUGCAGUAUUAUUUGAUAAAUUGACCAGCGAUGCAGGUGCCGGCUAUACACCUGGUUGUGAUAUUGAUAGCCGUCAAUUCGCUCAUGCGUGGAACGGUGUACUUUAUAAAGGGGAAUUUCUCUUGGUUGAUAGCACGUGGGGAGCUGGUACCCUUAAUGGAAUGGACUUUGAAAAAAAUUUUGAGCCGUUUCAUUUCCUUUGUUCUCCAACUCAAUUCAUUUAUAGUCACUUUCCAGAAAAUUCAGAACAACAAUAUGUAACACCAAAACUUAGCAAAGCAGAAUUUCUUGAUUUGCCGUAUGUUAAGCCAAAAUUCUUUUCGUCCGGUCUAGGGUUCGUUAAACAUCUCGGCAAUGAGAUUAAAGUAUCGGAUGAUCAGAUUACAAUUGAAAUUGAAAGAUUACAUCCAGACGAGAGUAAACCUUUAUAUGCUACUCUUGAGUGGAAAGAUCAAGAAUUGACAGCAUUGAUUCAAAGGCUUGCCACACCUGGACCAAAAGGUGGUAGAAAGUACAAAUUGUUAAGUACUUGCCCAAGCAAAGGUGAAGGAAAGUUUAACAUUUUUGUCAUGUUAAAGGGUAACGAGGGUCCAUUAGUGUCUACUUUUAAAGUUAAAAAUUCCGGGUCUGGUAAACACUUUGCACCUUACGUAGAUACUUAUAGUGUUCCGUUUAGUUUCACCAUUCAAAAUCCUGUUCAUGCAAAAUUACCUUAUAAUGAACAUGUCAAAUUUGAGAUUACUAUAUUUGAUUCACCUGAAUCAGAAUUACCUUCUUUUGCAUUAUAUUUACCAGAUAAAACCACAAAAGAUCUUCAUAAAGUUUCAAGUACGCGCGAUAGUUAUACUUUUGCAAUUGACGCUUGUGUAGAUAAAAAGGGUAAAUGGAAUUUAACAUAUUGUUCAAAACCAAAUACUUUUAAUUUUAUUGCUCAGUAUACAGCCGAGUAA